AUGAAUAAAGCAACUAAUUUAACUGACACAAUAAAUUGUAAGAGCAAGAAAGAAGAAAAAAGAAAGCAAAUUAAGCCUAAUUGGUUUGUAGUCGACAUAAAUCCAAUAAAUUUUCGUGUCAUUUGGGCAGAGAAUCAGAAAGAUUUGACAUUUGAGAAUUUUCAAGGCAAAGCACAGAAAUGA
Clunio marinus is the source of this 183-nucleotide messenger RNA. Lineage: Eukaryota; Metazoa; Arthropoda; Insecta; Diptera; Chironomidae. The record is from the annotation of a GenBank genome assembly.